Messenger RNA from Linnemannia hyalina, 2208 nucleotides. NCBI's taxonomy places the organism in Eukaryota, Fungi, Mortierellomycota, Mortierellomycetes, Mortierellales, Mortierellaceae. The record is from the annotation of a GenBank genome assembly.
AUGAGAGUCAAGCCAUUGCAAAUCCACUGGCACGACAAACAACCUAUAUACUCGGCACAUUUUGAGCCAGGCCCUAAAGGACGUCUGGCAACAGCAGGAGGCGACGGCAACGUCCGACUCUGGAAGGUCGUCAAAGACAAGGAAAAGGACAGCACACAUAUCGAGUUCUUGUCAAGUUUGAACCGACAUACAGCAGCCGUCAACGUUGUCCGGUUCUCGCCUACAGUCGAGUGUCUUGCAUCGGCAGGAGAUGAUGGAAACAUUAUCCUGUGGCGUCCAACGGAAAACAAGGAAGUAGUCAGCAGAUUUGCGGAAUCGGACGACGAGGAGUUUGAACGGGAGACAUGGCGAGUUCAGUCAAUGAUGAGAGGCUCGCUCUCGGACAUCUACGACAUUGCUUGGUCGCCUGACGGACGGUUCAUUAUCUCGGGAUCAAUUGAUAACACUGCUCGGAUAUGGGAUGUGAAAGAUGCCAAGUGCAUCCACGUCAUCGCGGACCACCGUCAUUACGUUCAGGGUGUUGCCUGGGACCCGCUCGGAGACUUUGUUGCCACUCAGAGCAGCGAUCGGUCGGUUCAUAUCUACGGAUUCAAGAUCGACAAGAACGGACAUGUCGUCGUCAACAACUUGGGCAAAUCGACCAAGCUGGACCUUUCCAAGCUGCGAUCUCUCCCACAUCCUACCGUGCCCUCGGCAACCGCUUCAACAUCAACCUCAACUAGCGCGCAGACCAAACCAGCAGGAGACACGGAUAUGGCUGUGGAUUCUUCAACGGAAAAGGAAGAUGCCUCAAAACCAGCCACCAGAACACCCAAAACCUUCCGUCUCUACCACGACGAAACUCUGACUUCGUUCUUCAGACGCCUUUCAUUCACACCCGACGGAUCGAUGCUUAUCACACCUGCAGGACAGUACAGGGCGCCAAUCCAAAGGUUAGGAACUCAGAAGGAUGACGAAUCGGGCACAGCAGCACCAGCGCCACAGGCAUCGGAGCUCGAGAUGAGAAAUACGGCAUAUAUCUAUGCCCGGAGAGACUUUGGAAGAGGUCCUGUUGCACAUCUCCCUGGCCACAAGAAGCCCUCAGUCGCCAUCAAGUGCAGUCCCGUGCUCUACGAGCUCCGUCCAAUUCAGCCUGCAGGACCAAAUAGCAGUUACCACCGACCAGCCACAACAGCGCCAUCGUCCGCAACAACCACUACUACCACCACCGCCACAACAGCAACAACAACACAGGAGAAAGCAGAGACACCCAGGGCACCAUCAGUGUUUGGCUUGGGCUACCGUUCCAUCUAUGCGGUGGCAACUCAGGACUCAAUCUUGAUAUAUGAUACCCAACAAUCGGCAGCACUCGCCCUCGUCUCUCACCUCCACUAUGCAACAUUCACGGACAUGGCGUGGUCAAGCGACGGAUGCAACCUGAUUCUGACUUCUUCCGAUGGAUUUUGUUCGAUUAUUUCGUUCGAAGAAGGCGAGCUCGGAACGGUGUACACGCCACCCAAGUCUAUGAUGGCCCUGCUUCCUACUCCCGACAGCACAUCGAUAUCUCUCAGCGAAUCAUUGGAUGCAGCGGCCAACAUUGCUGCAACAGCUGGUAUGCUUCAGAAGCUGAACGGGCUGUCGUUGACGGAGAAGAAGGAGCAAAAGGCGAGCGAGAAGAAGGAGCCCAAGGAACCCAAGGCAAAGGCGAAGCAGGAGAAGGGUGAGUCCGCGGUCGCGGCAAAGAAGGGCGAGUCAGCAGGCGCAACAAAGAAGACUGCAUCCAAGAAACAGCCUGGAAAGACUCAAUCAACACUGUCGACCCCAGCACCGUCCGGAAUCACAGCAGCGGCAGUCAAGGCAUCAUCGACAACGACGACCGCAACGCAGUCUCCGGCGUCGAGUUCCCCAGCAGAGUCACCCAAGAUGACGUUCAAGACAGAGCGCGAUGGAGAUUCGGUCAUGAGUAUUGCAAGCGAACAGCCUACACCCAAGAAGCGGAGGAUCCAGCCAACGUUUGUCAGUGCACUUCCAGGAAUGACGAUUCCAACACCCGUUGCCGCUGCUCCUGUUAUCCCUUCGCCUGCACCUUCACCUUCACCCCUGACAGUGAGGCCUCUGACAUCUAUGGACUUUGCACAACCGUCUUCACCCUCCACAUCUUCGGCCGCGGCUGUCAAGCCCAAGAAGAGGAUAGCCCCCACAUUCGUCAGUGCCUUGCCCGGUCACUGA